AUGAACUCAGUUCGCUCAUAUUGUAAGGCUUUGAAAUACAAAAAUGAGGCCAAUGGUUUGUGUUGCGCAAAUGGUAAAGUGAAAUUGAUACCAUUGGAUCCACCACCAGAGCCGUUGUACUCAUUGGUUUCAGGAAUAGGAACAGAUUCUAUACACUUUUUGACAAAUAUCCAACAAUAUAACAAUUGCUUUCAAAUGACUUCAUUUGGGGGCUUGGGGCAACAAAUGUAG
Messenger RNA from Macrosiphum euphorbiae (potato aphid), 231 nucleotides. Lineage: Eukaryota; Metazoa; Arthropoda; Insecta; Hemiptera; Aphididae. The record is from the annotation of a GenBank genome assembly.